Trichophyton benhamiae CBS 112371 is the source of this 1446-nucleotide messenger RNA. Its product is annotated as SET domain protein. NCBI's taxonomy places the organism in Eukaryota, Fungi, Ascomycota, Eurotiomycetes, Onygenales, Arthrodermataceae. The coding region runs from base 1 to 1446 and encodes 481 amino acids. The transcript has a single exon. Gene Ontology annotation, molecular function: protein binding. The record is from RefSeq and is a predicted model, not a curated record.
AUGGCUGAGCCACCAGCCAAAGAUGGUCUGGAGACUCCAAACAUUCUCAAAAAACUCAAAGCAGAGAGAAAGCAGCAUAGUUACAGAGAUCUGCUCUCGAAAUGGGGAAUACCUAUCAAUGAAUCCGAACCGGAUAUAGCAAAACAUCUUGUAUCCAAAAUCUUUGAAGGUAUGGCGAAGAACGUGUCACUGCAACAUACAGGGAAAGCUCAGGGUUCUUCUUUUGAACAAAACUACCUGAAUUCACAGAGGUGCGUCCAGGUCCAAGCGUUGGUCGACAUGUUGCUACCAAUUGCCAGUGGCUCCAUUGAAAAUGAUCCAUCCAUAUCUACGCCCCUGAAGGACAGAUACGAGUCACACCCAAUACCUUGGUGCUAUUGUUCCGACCCCUGGGAUCAUGGAACCCUGUUGAUGCGAAAUAGAUGGUACAAUCUCUACGAGGGGAUUCCAGACUUGGAGUAUAUGUUGAUGCUGGUGCAAGCGGACCAUUUCAGAGAAAUGCUAUGGUAUCUCGAGCCAAAGCAUUGGGAUUACAUGGUGGCCUCCCUUCGCCAGUAUAGUACCAGUAUCAAGGUCUUCGCUGAAGUCAUCCAUCUAGAUUUUAGAUGGCCAUUUACUACCCGAGCUAGGCAGCUUCCCAUGGAGCUGGCCUAUGGCUACUUUAAAGAAAAACGACUGAGUGACUACCAUCCCCAUACAAUAGUAGUCAAUGACUCCAAAGAAGAAAUCUAUGGUGUCGCUGGAUGGUUUAGGCAUACUGAGUUUUACAAAAUACUUCAUUCUUUGGCCUCGAUAGAUAGAGCUCUAUCCAACGAAGCGAAUAAAAAUCCUCCACCGUUUUGCAUGAUCAACUACAGUAUCGCGGAUGAAUGGGCAUGCAUUUCUUGCCUGAAACGGAAACACUUGUGUCUAUGUGAAUACUCAGGAGGAAAAGAUAAACUUUUCUUCCGUUCAUCAUUCUUACAACUGAUGGACUGCAACGACGGACGUGGGACUGGCGUACGGUCCCUCAUCAGAAUCAGCGAGGGUGUGAACCUGGGAACUUUGAGAGGGAAAUUACGAGAUCCGGACCCCAUCGGCUGUCCCUUAACCCUGAUAUCAGGGGAAAUGAGAGGUGUCAUCACAAAAGUCAACAAGCAUGAUUCUGGCAACUGGACUCGUUUCUUGAAUCACUCCUGUGACCCCAAUUCAAGUGUUAUUUUCGGUAUAUACCAGGGAAUUCCAACAGCAACAAUCGUCACAACAAAGUGCAUUCAGCCAAUGCAGGAGGUAACGAUAGACUAUGGGAAAAAAUACAUUGACACGGUAUUCUGGAUCUGCCUGUGUAAGAGCCCAACAUGCAGAUAUUCAAACGAUGAUGAUGAGGAUGAGGAAGAUGACGAGUCUCUUUUCUCAGUGACGAAAGGAAGUCCUAUCGAGUACCACUGCGGGAAGGAAGGGGUUUGA